Messenger RNA from Juglans microcarpa x Juglans regia, 2230 nucleotides. RefSeq names its product O-fucosyltransferase 8. The record is from RefSeq and is a predicted model, not a curated record. NCBI's taxonomy places the organism in Eukaryota, Viridiplantae, Streptophyta, Magnoliopsida, Fagales, Juglandaceae.
UCUAAUAGGUUUGUGGUUGGUUUGUGUGUGUGUGUGAGCGCCCCUAGAAGUAGAGGUUGGUGCUGGUUAAAAAGUUUAUUCUAAUCGUUGUAUUAAUAAGAAAUGGUGGUUGUGGUGCUGUGUUACAUUCCUGGAUACUUGAAGCUUUACACAGAGGUAAUGGUCUAAUGGGGAAGCAACUGCCCCCAAGAAGUUAGCGUCCUGAAUUUCAGAAUGCCGACUAAUUUUUAGGGAUGAAGGACUAUCACUUUAGAGGUCCAGAAACAUUACCAGGAAGUGAUCCUUCAAUUGGAAGGAGAAUUUCAUGGGGAGAUAAUCAUUGUAAUCCCAAAACUGUAUUACUUAAUGGAUGGAGGAAUGAUUCUGCAAACCAUACUGCUUGUAAGGGAGGCCAUGUGGGGAAAAGGCAUCUGUGGCUUCGAAAGCACAUGAGGUCAAUUGCUUUUAUGGUUGUGUUGAUGGGUUUCAUUCUCCUGCUUGAUUCCCUCAUGAUGUCCAUUUUUGAUUCGAGAAACCUUCAGUAUCAUCCAGCCCAAAGCAAAUCAGGUGGGCUCGAGGAGGAAGAUAGAAGUGCCUACAUCAAUGACGAAAAAUUACCAAUACAGAUGUAUGACCGGCUACUAAACUUGGCAUCCAGUGCUCUUGCAGAGAAAGAGUUUAAGCAAGAGACGUCAAGACUCUAGGAACCAUAUUCAAAGGCAUCUGCAUGGAAACCAUGUGCGGACCGAAAGCUUCCGAGCAAUCUAGGAAAAUUCGACAAAAAUAAUGGCUACAUACUAAUCAGUGCAAAUGGGGGUCUCAAUCAACAACGAGUUGCUAUCUGCAAUGCUGUUGCUGUGGCAUCUCUUCUUAAUGCAACUUUGGUUAUUCCAAGAUUUCUAUAUAGCAAUGUUUGGAACGAUCCCAGCCAAUUUGGUGAUAUUUACCAAGAGGAGUAUUUUAUGAAUGUUUUGAAGGAUGAAGUCAAUAUUGUAAAGGAACUCCCUCCUGACCUGGGAUCACUUGACAUUGAAGCAUUAGGUAGCCUGAUUACUGAUGCAGAUCUUCCAAAGGAGGCAAAGCCUGCUGAUUACAUCAGAAAUAUACUUCCCAUCCUCUUACAAAAUGGAAUUGUUCACUUCCUUGGGUUUGGAAAUCGACUAGGCUUUGAUCCAUUUCCUUCUAAACUUCAGAGAUUAAGAUGCAAAUGUAACUUCCAUGCUUUGAAGUUCGUGCCAAAAAUCCAACGAGUUGGUUCAUUAUUGGUCAGAAGGAUUAGAAAAUAUGAUGCCGCACGGAGUAUGCUGGACAGACAAUUACUAGGAAACUUUAUGCCCGAAAAUCUAUCGAAUGAGAAUGAUGCUGCUAGAAGCCCAUCCAAAUACCUUGCUCUACAUUUGAGAUUUGAAAUGGACAUGGUGGCUUACUCCCUGUGUGAAUUUGGAGGUGGAGCAAGUGAGAAAAAGGAACUUCAAGCCUAUAGAGAAAUCCAUUUUCCUCUGCUUAUUGAGCGCUUAAAGAACUCAAGCCCUGUUUCUCCAGCAGAGUUAAGAAAGUUGGGAAGAUGUCCACUGACACCAGAAGAAGCAGCACUGGUCCUAUCUGGACUUGGUUUUAAGCGUGGAACUUACAUUUAUUUGGCUGGUUCUCAUAUUUAUGGAGAAAAAUCCAGGAUGGAUUCCUUCACCAGUCUCUAUCCCAAUUUGGUCACAAAGGAAACCAUUCUAACUCCCCACGAACUUGCACCUUUUAGAAAUUUCUCUUCUCAGUUAGCUGCACUGGACUUUAUUGCAUGUGCAACUGCGGAUGUUUUUGCCAUGACUGACUCUGGAAGCCAACUUUCAUCCCUGGUGACUGGACUCCGAACUUACUAUGGUGGUGGCCAUGCUCCUACCUUGCGGCCUAACAAGAAGAGGCUGGCAACAAUUUUGUCGGAGAGUAGCACAAUUGGAUGGAACAGUUUUGAAGAGAGAGUGAAAAAGAUGAUCGACGAAGGUCAAAGGGUGCGUGUGAGGGGCUUUGGUCGGAGCAUUUAUCGACAGCCAAGGUGCCCCGAGUGCAUGUGUAAAGCUCAGUAGCAUGUCCUAUCUUGGCCACUCUUUUAAGCUCUCUUAUAUUUUCAACGUUUUUUUCCCCUUAUCUGUUCAGCAUAGUUGAGAUUUUCAAGCGGAUAGCAUAUGCAGAGUGUUCAAGCUUACAGUGUAAUUUUUUUUCCCUUAUAAUUAUUUCUCUUAUCUUUUUUUUUUCGAUG